Messenger RNA from Meloidogyne enterolobii, 414 nucleotides. Lineage: Eukaryota; Metazoa; Nematoda; Chromadorea; Rhabditida; Meloidogynidae. The record is from the annotation of a GenBank genome assembly.
AUGAUUCUAACGUUAUAUUUGGGCAAUAACCGGAGACGAUUGCCCUCUUUAACAUUUUUCCAGUCUCCAAAAGACGUUAUGGUUCAAUGCCCAAGUGCCCAAGAAUUAGAACAACUUCCAACAAUUAAAUUUACUUUUGGAGAAAAUGGAAAAUCGUUUGUAUUUGAACCGAAGGAUUAUAUUAUGCCUUUAGUUACUCCAAAAAUGUUCGGAAAAAACUUUAAAAUAUUUAAUUGGUGUCAUGUGUUAAUUCGCUCUAGGCCAGACCCUGCAAUGUUAGCAAGAAAUUUAUUACCCGAAAAUAACCAAAACCAAUGGAUUCUUGGACAGGCAUUUUAUAAUAAAGCUUGUGUGGCUUUUAAUUACAAAGACAGCACUGUAAGCUUGGCUGAAGCCUGGACACAAGAAAAAUGA